CGGCCACACUAUAAGAGGUCCAGCUGCGUCGUUGUAAAAUAUUUUCGAUGCUUCGUAGUUUGUUUUAUUUCAAAGGAAAUAGCAAUUAAUAUAGUUCUAAACGCGGAAUUAAAGGAGCAGUCGCCAAGCGGAUUGCAGGAUGAACAUAUACAACAAAUUGCGGGCCAGGGAGCACGGAUACGCUAAUGAGAGGACCUACGACUUCGCCCUACGUCGCCUUUCAGUGGCCAAGGAGGACAGCUGGCGGGGCAUCGCGCCGGCCAACUACUGCCCGGACUUCAAUCCGGAGCCGCCGAUCUUCUCGGCCAAGUUUGCCAACUGCGAUGGCUAUCGGCACAUCCUGGCGAUUGCCAACGAGGACGGCAAGAUCACGCUGCAGGACACCACGCAGCGGAACCACCAGCCGGAGGAGCAGUCCCUGGUGGGUCCCCAGUGCCACUACAACGCCGUUUUCGACCUGGAGUGGGCCCCCGGCCAGAUGCGCUUCGUCUCCGCCUCGGGGGAUCACACGGCCAGGCUUUGGGAGGUAGCUGGCUCUGGCAUCCGUGGGCUAAACUCGUAUGUGGGUCACACAAGAUCCGUGAAAUCGGCGGCCUUCAAACGCACUGACCCCGCUGUCUUCGCUACCGGCGGCCGUGAUGGGGCUAUUCUCAUCUGGGACAUCAGGGCAAACCUCAACAUGGACCUCACCUCGCGUGUGGACAACUGCAUCUACAGCGGCCACACAGGUGGACCGGGGACUCCAGUGUCUCAGCGAAAGCAGCGCACACGCACUCCCAAGAUGGCUGGUGGAACCACAUCGAGCAGCAUCACGGGCUUGGCCUUCCAAGACAACGACACGCUUAUCUCCUGUGGUGCCGGCGAUGGAGUCAUCAAGGUGUGGGACCUGCGGAGGAACUACACGGCCUACAAGAAGGAACCGCUACCCAGGCACAAGUUACCGUAUGCCGGCCACUCUACCUUUCGUGGAUUCACCAACCUUAUUGUGGACGCUUCGGGCACAAGAUUGUAUGCCAACUGUAUGGACAACACUAUUUAUUGUUAUAACCUGGCUUCCUACUCACCACGCCCGCUGGCCUGCUACAAGGGGCUGCUAAACUCGACCUUCUACAUCAAAUCGUGCCUCAGCCCGGACGGAAAGUAUUUGCUGAGCGGGAGCAGUGACGAACGGGCUUACAUCUGGAACUUGGAUCAUGCGGAGGAGCCACUGGUGGCCCUAUCGGGGCACACGGUGGAAGUGACCUGUGUGGCCUGGGGCUCCAGUCACGAUUGCCCAAUUGUCACGUGCAGCGAUGAUGCGCGUCACAAGAUCUGGCGGAUUGGACCCGAUCUGGAUGGCCUCAGUGAGGCGGAGCGAUCGGAAAAUUACCGAGGAACUGCCUCCUACGUCAGGGAGUUUGGCAAGAAGUCAUCUGGUCCAUCUAGUGGAAAUCACAAGUACAAUCUUCGAGAUCUGGAGUCUACGCCGCGGUCGCUGAAGCGCUUAAUGGACCAAAACGAACGCACACCUGGCUCAGUUGAAAAGACGACGACCAAGCGCUCGUUUCUGGAAAUGCUUGGCGUAGCUGGACAAGAGACGGAAGGCACAGACCAGCCACAAAAGCGACCAAAACCGUUGGAGUCCCGUGGCAGGCGGCUUUUUGGCCCUUCUAGCCAAGAUACGACUUGCAGGCACAUACAACUUCAGCCCAUAAACGAAGAAGACUCGUCCCCAAGUAAACGGCAAAAGGAGAAUUCAGCGGCGGAGGAUGUGUCACCAUUGCCCAAGCUCCUCAGUACGCCAGGUCAUUCGCCGUUAAGUGAAAAUGUCAACCACAUGUACACCUCCCCGCCAACCACCUCAGCGGCAGCAGCAGCCGCGGCGACAUCUGAGGCAGCCAACCCACCGCCUAUCUCCGCCAUAAUCUACUCGCCCACCUCCAACCUGCCCAACUACGUGCUGGAUGGUGAGGCACCCCACCUGGGCAUUAUGUCGCCCAAGCGGAAGGCCAAGGAGAAGGUGGACUGGCUGACAAAUAUCCGGAAACAGAAGCUUAUGAGUGGCAGGGCACACGUAACGCUAAGUGACAAGAUCAGCGAGGAGCAACAGGCUGAUGUUCUUGCAUCUCCUCGUCUCCAGAGUCUGCGGCAAUCCGAGUGCAGUCCCAGAUUGCAGGCCACGCCCCGCAGGCGCAUCUCACACACGGAUGCAGGUGGUGGCACACCAGGUUGCCACACACAACUUCAACCAAGAACCCCAACCUCUAGUAGGAGAAACAGCGAGACGACGCUCCUGCGCUUCUUUAGCAUUCAGCGGAGCAGCAGUGUGCCGGCGGAAGAGCCUGCGACGAACACAGCGACUGCGGUUCCAUCUUCCCCCGAUCCUCCGGCGGUGAGUGCUCCCGCUGCCACGGCCCUCAGCCUGCUUACGCCCACCACGGCUGUGGGCAGCGAUUGACGCGGAGCUUCGAGCUUUUUCUUACAUUCAUGGGGAAGGUCACAGCACCAAUAUUGCUCUUGUAGUUUUAAGCGGACAUUGUUUAAGUUAUUUUAUGUAGUUAGUAGGUUGCAUUUAUCGCGGGCCGAGUUGGUAACCAACUCCCCGCUGUUUGUACAGCGCUCAUACAAAAGACUAACGUAUCCAAAUAAAAGUAAAUCAAUUUUAAA
Messenger RNA from Drosophila biarmipes, 2646 nucleotides. It is a transcript of the gene l(2)dtl, whose product is annotated as protein lethal(2)denticleless. The coding region runs from base 140 to 2437 and encodes 765 amino acids. NCBI's taxonomy places the organism in Eukaryota, Metazoa, Arthropoda, Insecta, Diptera, Drosophilidae. The transcript has 2 exons. Gene Ontology annotation, molecular function: protein-macromolecule adaptor activity; protein binding. Gene Ontology annotation, cellular component: nucleus. Gene Ontology annotation, biological process: mitotic G2 DNA damage checkpoint signaling; proteasome-mediated ubiquitin-dependent protein catabolic process. The record is from RefSeq and is a predicted model, not a curated record.